This is a messenger RNA of Musca vetustissima, 500 nucleotides long. RefSeq names its product zinc finger HIT domain-containing protein 1. Gene Ontology annotation, biological process: chromatin remodeling. NCBI's taxonomy places the organism in Eukaryota, Metazoa, Arthropoda, Insecta, Diptera, Muscidae. The transcript has a single exon. Gene Ontology annotation, molecular function: nucleosome binding. The coding region runs from base 30 to 497 and encodes 155 amino acids. Gene Ontology annotation, cellular component: Swr1 complex. The record is from RefSeq and is a predicted model, not a curated record.
AAUAAAACUAUAAAAAAACCUAUCCCAAAAUGACUGGCCGAGAAUCGAAUCGCAUUAAAGAUGCCGAAAAGAAACGUGUACUCGAUGAAGCUGCUCGCCAAAGACGUGCCCGCAAAGCACUCGAAGCCCUAGAGCAAGAUAACUUUCAUGAUGACCCCCACGCCGAUUUGGUUAUGUCCAAAAAGGUACCCAAAUUUCAGGAUAAUUUAAAAAAUCCCAAAGAAAAUCGUAAAUCGAAACGUAAAGGUCCAGAAUAUUAUCGUGCAAAAUAUCGUAAAAAUUUCGCUCAACUUUUGGAUGAAGAGAAACAGUUGAAUCCGGAUCCACCAAAUUAUACAAGCGCAUUAGCACCGCCACCAUCAAAGCCGGCUCGACAUUUUUGUGCCGUUUGCGGUAAUUUCUCGAAAUAUUCAUGUACAGCUUGCGGUACGCGUUAUUGUUGUAUACGUUGUUUGGGUACCCACCAGGAUACGAGAUGUUUGAAAUGGACAGUUUAAAAA